Molecule: messenger RNA, 936 nt
Organism: Penicillium chermesinum
Lineage: Eukaryota; Fungi; Ascomycota; Eurotiomycetes; Eurotiales; Aspergillaceae
Product: S-methyl-5-thioadenosine phosphorylase
Exons: 3
Coding region: 1-936 (311 amino acids)
Biological process (GO): nucleoside metabolic process
Cellular component (GO): cytosol
Molecular function (GO): S-methyl-5-thioadenosine phosphorylase activity
Source: RefSeq, a predicted model, not a curated record
AUGGCCUCUCUCGCCACUACCUACGAUGGCCCCGUCUCAAUCGCUGUUAUUGGAGGCACCGGCUUGCGUGAGCUCCCUGGCUUCACGCAAGUGGCUUCCCUGUCUGUGAAGACCCCCUGGGGAGAACCCUCGUCCCCGAUCACCAUUCUCCACCAUCAGUGCAAACACAAUGGCAAGGUCGUCGCUGUGGCUUUUCUGAGCCGUCACGGCCUGCACCACCAGAUCGCUCCCCACGAGGUUCCCGCUCGGGCGAACAUCGCGGCUUUGCGGUCCAUUGGAGUCCGCAGCAUCAUUGCAUUCUCGGCGGUCGGUAGUCUGCAGGAGCAGAUCAAGCCCCGCGAUUUCGUGGUUCCGGAUCAAGUCAUUGACCGGACCAAGGGCGUUCGCCCAUGGACUUACUUCGAGGGUGGAGUGGUUGGCCAUGUUCCCUUUGGUGAUCCAUUCGACGAGGGAAUUGCGAAGGUUGUGCGGGCCUGCGGCCACAGCCUGGAAGGCGAUGGGGUUACGUUGCACGAUCGUGGGACUAUUGUCUGCAUAGAGGGGCCUCAAUUCUCUACCCGAGCCGAGAGCCACAUGUACCGUGCCUGGGGUGGCAGCGUCAUCAACAUGUCCGUCUUGCCCGAAGCCAAGCUGGCUCGCGAGGCUGAGAUCGCUUAUCAGAUGAUCUGUAUGUCUACAGACUACGAUUGCUGGCACGAAUCGACCGAGGAUGUGUCGGUGGAGAUGGUCAUGGGCCAUAUGAAGGCCAACGCCGACAACGCUCGUCGGUUUGUUACUGCUGUUCUCGAUGCCUUGGCCGGCGAUGAACACGCCGAUCUGAUCAAUGCCAAGCAUCUGGCUGGUUCUGUCAAGUUUGGAUUCAGCACUCCUCAGCCCAAUUGGAGCCCCGAGGCUAAAGAGAAGCUUUCGUGGCUUUAUCGGGGAUAUUUUGAGUAG